AUGCCAUGGGGUGGCUGCAACCACACACCCUGUGGGGCACCCCCCGCCAGCCGGGUGCCAAAUAUGAGAGCAUCAGCACCAGAUUCUGCUACUUGGGCCCCAGUGCUGGCCUCCACCAUGGGUGCUUCUGUGCCGAAGCAGCUUGGCCUGAUGGCGCAGAUGGCCACGACCGUGGCAGGGGUUGCCAUAAGCUCUGCUGUAGGCCACACCAUCAGCCACGCGCUCACAGGAGGGUUUGGUGAGGGAAGCAGCUUGGAAGCUGCCAGGCCUGAUAUCAGUUAUCAGGAACCCCGAGCAACUCAACCUGCCUAUCAUCAUCAUCAGCAGCAGCUUGCUCCUUGCCAAUAUGAAAUGAAACAAUUCCUGGAGUGUGCGCAGAACCAGAUUGACUUCAAGCUGUGCAAGGGCUUCAGUGAAGUACUGAAGCAGUGCAGGUUUGCUAAUGGUUUAGCUUAAGCCUCCAGAACAAGGUUGCUGAAGACCGUCUUACAAGCACUGACCUAUGAAUGAAAAAGCUUCAGUAAUAGUCUAAAGCUGUCUGAUAUCUUGUUAGUUUGUAUAUUCACACUGUUGUCCUUGUGCUUU
This is a messenger RNA of Anas platyrhynchos (mallard), 585 nucleotides long. Its product is annotated as coiled-coil-helix-coiled-coil-helix domain-containing protein 2. Gene Ontology annotation, molecular function: sequence-specific DNA binding. The record is from RefSeq and is a predicted model, not a curated record. Gene Ontology annotation, biological process: positive regulation of transcription by RNA polymerase II; mitochondrion organization. Gene Ontology annotation, cellular component: mitochondrion; nucleus. NCBI's taxonomy places the organism in Eukaryota, Metazoa, Chordata, Aves, Anseriformes, Anatidae.